This is a messenger RNA of Effrenium voratum, 264 nucleotides long. The record is from the annotation of a GenBank genome assembly. NCBI's taxonomy places the organism in Eukaryota, Dinophyceae, Suessiales, Symbiodiniaceae.
AUGCACCGCAUAUCUCAGCCAAUCACCUUGGAGCAGGAGAUGCAGGAAGCCUUUGAGUUCUUCAACCCGGAUGAACUCGAAAUAGACCCGCACGAGACGGCCACGGCCAUCCAUCCCCGGGGCCUGGCGCAAAUCUUCGCGGAGAUGGGGGAGGAGAUCUCAGAGCUGGAGUGUCAGGAAAUGAUCAGUGCUGCCACCGGUGGAAAGGACUGGAUCGACUUUAAGACCUUUCAGCGCUUCUGCAAGCCCAAGCGAGGCCCAUGA